UUCAAAACACACAGUGUCCUCGAAUUGUAGAUAAUCUCUGCAUAAUUCUGUCGUAAUCAGAAUUAUAAGCAUUGGUUUUACAAAUAGCUGAUAGUAGAUAAAAGUAUUAUCUUCAUUAAAAAAAGAAAACUUCUGGCAAUGACAGAAGGUUUUUUCUAAGGGCUGAAUGACCAAGGAAUGAGUUGACUUGUUUGUAACCUCAAUAUGAGUAAUAAAACUGGUGGUGGAGAUCCUGUACAGGAAGAGCUACCAGGUAGAGUACGUGAAGUUGGAAACCAAGCAAUUUGGAGUCUGUCGAGUUGUAAACCUGGUUUUGGAGUGGACCAGCUUAGAGAUGAUAUUACAGAGACAUAUUGGCAGUCUGAUGGACAGCUUCCACAUCUUGUGAAUAUUCAGUUUCGUAGGAAAACCACUAUCCGAGAUAUCUGUAUCUAUACUGAUUACAAAUUAGAUGAGAGCUAUACACCAAAUAGAAUAAGCAUCAGGGCAGGCACAAAUUUCAAUGAUCUCCAAGAAGUAGAAUUUAUGGAUCUCAGCGAGCCCAGUGGCUGGGUAGUGAUUCCCAUUAAGGACAUCAAUGAUAGACCUAUCAGGACCUUCAUGAUUCAAAUAGCAGUCAUCAGUAAUCAUCAGAAUGGAAGAGAUACCCAUAUGAGGCAGAUCAAGAUCCAUAGUCCUGCUCAGGAUGCUCUGGGCCCACCAGCUCCACAUAUGCCAGGCCAAUUUCUAACUAAUGAAUUUCAACGAUAUGCUACUAUAAGAUAAUACCGUAUUUUUCUUUAUAAGUCCAUAAGAAACCGUAAAUAAAUUGGUUUGAUAGAAAUAUUUUGUAUAUAAAAUUCAAACUCUUUUGUACACUUAUAUCGGUUUUGAAUAUAAGAAAUGUAAACAGAA
This is a messenger RNA of Cephus cinctus (wheat stem sawfly), 894 nucleotides long. RefSeq names its product anaphase-promoting complex subunit 10 (gene APC10). NCBI's taxonomy places the organism in Eukaryota, Metazoa, Arthropoda, Insecta, Hymenoptera, Cephidae. Gene Ontology annotation, biological process: anaphase-promoting complex-dependent catabolic process; protein K11-linked ubiquitination. The transcript has 3 exons. Gene Ontology annotation, cellular component: anaphase-promoting complex. The record is from RefSeq and is a predicted model, not a curated record. The coding region runs from base 205 to 765 and encodes 186 amino acids.